AUGAGUGCUCGUGUACUAGUAUCGCAGGGAGCCGUGAUAAGAGGGGCGGCACGACCACUUACACACCCACGGACUGCGCCCAAAGCUCGACAAAACACCAUUAUAUAUCCCACCCGUCUCCUCUCUUCGCCUUAUCCUGCCAUCGCCAGGAAAUACGCUAGCACCAAUGCCGGCAAAAAUCCAUCAUCAUCAUCAUCAUCAUCAUCGGAUAAGCGUCCGCCAUCGUCAGAAGAUGAUUUCAAGAUCAAUUUCCGCGAUCUCGGUAUGAACCGUCUCACCAAGUUCGUGGUGUAUGCCGCGAUAUGCGUAGUCGGGACCAUGGAGACUAUAUUCUGGUGUAAAGCUAUCUGGCGAUGGUGGACUGGUGGAGAAGAGAGCGAGGAAUGA
Messenger RNA from Xylaria bambusicola, 387 nucleotides. RefSeq lists its product as uncharacterized. The record is from RefSeq and is a predicted model, not a curated record. Lineage: Eukaryota; Fungi; Ascomycota; Sordariomycetes; Xylariales; Xylariaceae. Bases 1 to 387 code for a protein of 128 amino acids. The transcript is spliced from 2 exons.